Molecule: messenger RNA, 1259 nt
Organism: Gadus morhua (Atlantic cod)
Lineage: Eukaryota; Metazoa; Chordata; Actinopteri; Gadiformes; Gadidae
Gene: eif2b1
Product: eukaryotic translation initiation factor 2B, subunit 1 alpha
Exons: 9
Coding region: 315-1223 (302 amino acids)
Biological process (GO): translational initiation
Cellular component (GO): eukaryotic translation initiation factor 2B complex
Molecular function (GO): guanyl-nucleotide exchange factor activity; translation initiation factor activity
Source: RefSeq, a predicted model, not a curated record
CGAGACGGCAGGGACAACACUGCUAGAUGAGUUGGUUGUUUGAGUCAAACAACUAAUGUACAGGAUUUAAGUUAGCGAUAUAACAUUGAUAAACAAACACUAUACAUCAGUUCCGGUGAUCGGGUUAGUCUUAUUUAUUGGGCAUUAAUUAUUUUAUUUAUUUGUAGGAAAUCGACAGUGCGAGCAAGUCUAGCACGCAUGUGUCAAACGUUCAGGGGGACACAUUACAAUUCAUAGAGAUUGUUUGGUUGGCUGACGUAAUUCUCAUACAAUACAAGAGGCUCCUGUAUCUGGCUGCGUUGUACUGAAUAAACAUGAACGAACAAGAGCUAGUGGAGUACUUCAGGACCCAGAUGGGGAAAGACCCCGAUAUGGCAUCUGCAGUAGCUGCCAUCCGCACGCUACUCGAAUUCCUCAAGAGAGACCAAGGAGAAACACUUUUCGGGCUUAGGGAGAGUCUGACAUCGGCUACAGACUGUCUGACGGGGGUCGACUCCUCCGUGGCUGUCUCUUCUGCGGGGGAACUAUUUCUACGAUUCAUUAGCCUGACAUCGUUGGAACACCAGGACUUGUCGCAGUGUAAAAAGGUGAUGGAGGAGCGAGGGGAGUUGUUUCUGCAGAAGAUCUCCAUGUCCAGAGCCAAGGUGGCCAAACUUUGCCACACGUUCAUCAAAGACGGCGCAAAAAUCCUGACCCACUCGUACUCCAGGGUAGUCCUCCGGGUGCUGGAGAAGGCGGCGGCAGAGAAGAAGAGGUUCUCGGUGUACGUCACCGAGUCCCAGCCGGACGCAGCUGGCGAACAGAUGGCUGCAGCCCUGAGGAAGCUCGACGUUCCUGUGACCGUGGUCCUGGAUGCUGCCGUGGGCGCCGUGGUGGAGAAGGUGGACCUGGUUAUCGUCGGUGCCGAGGGAGUCGUGGAGAGCGGAGGGAUCAUCAACAAGAUCGGGACGUACCAGAUGGCGGUGUGCUCCAAGGCCCACAACAAGCUGUUCUACGUGGUGGCAGAGAGCUUUAAGUUUGUCCGCCUCUACCCCCUCAAUCAGCAGGAUGUGCCGGAUAAGUUCAAGUACAAGGCGGACACGUUGAGGAGCUCCCAGAGCCUGUCCGAGGAGCACCCCGUCAUCGACUACACGCCCCCGUCUCUCAUCACCCUGCUCUUCACUGACCUGGGCGUCCUCACCCCGUCCGCCGUCAGCGACGAAUUGAUCAAACUUUAUUUAUAACUUCUCUACGAAUAAAAAGAAAAUCAACAAACAAAA